Molecule: messenger RNA, 3314 nt
Organism: Strongylocentrotus purpuratus (purple sea urchin)
Lineage: Eukaryota; Metazoa; Echinodermata; Echinoidea; Camarodonta; Strongylocentrotidae
Product: pleckstrin homology domain-containing family J member 1
Exons: 7
Coding region: 124-702 (192 amino acids)
Biological process (GO): retrograde transport, endosome to Golgi; receptor recycling; endosome organization
Cellular component (GO): recycling endosome; early endosome; trans-Golgi network
Source: RefSeq, a predicted model, not a curated record
CUCUUCAACUUUGUGGGAAUGCAGAUUGACAAGCCAAUGGAAAAAACAAAACACCCUUCCUGGAAUUUUGUUAUCGAAGUUUGAAAUAAAUUAUGAUCAAAGACCGUUUUUUGAACUUACGUCAUGAGAUACAGUGAUCAAGAACUACUUACUCUCGCUUGUACACUACCAGAUGUCGAGGGAAGACUAUGGUACAGACAGCAACGACGUCGUCGAGAAAGUUACAGGGAAAGAUUGUUCCGACUGAAAUCCAACUUCCUCUUCUACUUUAGAAUCCAUGAAACAAGCAGGACAAUUGAUCCCCUUGGGGCAUUGCUAUUAGAAAGAUGUACAAUUAGGCAGGAGCCUAUGGACAAUGGCCGCUAUGUCUUCUCAUUAGAGUACCAGCAGGAGAGAGAUCACAAGCACUACUUUGCUGUUUCAUCAUUAGAAGAAUACAAAAGAUGGAUAGAUGCAAUAAAAACAUCAAGUUAUGAGAGGUUGAAAUCAACAUUCCUAAUUCUACAAAGAGAACUGGUUAGAGUUAAGGAUGUGCAGAAGCACAAGGAUGCCUCACCCAAGCCAGCAAGACGUGCUCCACCUCGACCAUCCCACCCUCCAGCUUUCAAACAACAGCCUGCUAAAAAACCCAAGGAAACCACAGAAUCACCACAAGUGAAAACAGAGGCGGACGUAGGGGGAGUCUUAGUGGAUAUUACCUGACACUAGGAGACGUUGAUUGGAAGAGUGAAUUUAACAAAAAUCAUGAAUUAUUAUAGCGCCUUGUCAAAAAAAUAUUUUUAUGAAUGCGGCAUAGUAUAUAGGAAGGGUUAUUGAAUACAUCUUAUACUGUAUGUCUUUUGCAACUCUGCUAUGUUAGGAAAUGCAUGCUUUGAAUGUCUGAAUUAUUUUAAUAGUUUGUAUUUAAUAUGAGAUUCAGAAAAAUAGUGGAACAUUGCAGAAGCUUUUCACAACUCAAAAUGUCUUUCACUGUCCUGGCCGCGUCUUAUUCUUAUGUACCACAGCGAGCCCAGAUUGAGCCCGCGAGGGAAACCUGCACAUGCGCACUCGUGAAAGAAACCAGCGCAUGUGCACAUGGAAUCCGGUAGGGUGGUUAAUAGGAUGAUAGUAAUUAUACAAAUCAACCUUUCAUCAACUCAUCGUCAGCUCCAUCGGUAAGAACGGCGUGUUACUAAUACCACUUUGGAGUUGACUUGAGGGUUCGAGUCUCAGUUUCUAUUCAGUUUUUUUUUGCCUUUAUAAUUAGUAAUGCAAAGCAAUGAAUAAUCAAAGUCUAAUUGUUUGUGACCUCUUUGCAAUUUUACGUAGCUCGUUAUGUAUGAAAAUGAGUUCAUACUGGAAUCGGGGCUCGCUUUGGUACGAAAAAAUAAGACGCGUCCUGGCCAUGUUACAACUGUAUAGACCAGUUUGAAGAAAGUACAUGUACAAUUUACCCCAAAUACCCACAGAUCUAUUACUCACAGAGAAACCCCCACUUUGUGCAUAUCUUUUGUUAGCCCCCUUGAAAAGAAUACUUCCACCGAUGCAUCACAGAAAGCACGAUCAGUGCAUAUACAUGAUUGCCUUUGCUAAAGUGAAUCACUCUUUUUUUAAAGCUUGCCGUUUUUGAUAUGCUGGCUUCAUUUAUUGUUCAAAAACUUGGCUUUAAUAAUACUUAGCAGAAUAACAAAUUAUAUAUACCCUAAAUGUAUUGAUAUUCAGGCCACAUGUAUAAAACUAUAGAGUGUGUCAAAUUCAUUUGAGCUACUUGUUCAUUCUAUUUAAUAUCCUACAUAAGAUAAAUGCUCAUGGAUGACCUUAGCAUCUCUGAUGUAUGAUUAUUUUAAAGGCAUAUUAUACAGAAGUUUGAGGCUAUAUUUUGUUUCAUGACAUACAUGCACAGACUCGAGUAUCCAAAUACAUGUAUUUUAAUUUCUAUGUGAUUUUUGUAUGAGUUCUUAAAGUAUGAUAAGAUAUAUACGAUACAAAUGCAGUGUGAUAAACAUAUACAGGUAUUUGUACAUUAAAAACUUAACUGGAAUUAUAUGCAUGCAUACAGGUAGGCUAUUCAUAAUGCUUCCAGAAUUAUAAAAUUGUAGCAAUUUGUAUAGUGAUUUAAUAUUAUAUAUUUUUUUAACACUGAGAUCUGAGUUCUGAUGAUACAUAUGCUGAUUAUACAUACAAGGAGUAUGCCAAAAGGCAUGUGAUUGGAAAAAAUCCAUUGAAUUUUCUGAGGGAGCAACAUGUGUUUGAGAGCCAAUCAUAUAACAAGGUAAUCUAACCUCGGUUGGUUGAAAUGGAUGAAAAGAGAAAAUCAGAGAAAUAGAGUAUGUCGAGGGUUUGAAUGAAAUUUGUCAAACCACAAGUUCUGAAUUUGUCAAACCACAAGUUCUGAAUUUGUAUCUGAAGUUGUUAUCAAUAUACAUAUGGGACUCCCAAAUCGCUGUAAUAGUCAUUCAACUGUGAUACUACUCACAUACCUGGUGAUACUAUGGAGGACAACUCUACCUUUUGUUACACAUCAAAUACAUGUAUCUCAAAUGUCUGGUUUGUUCCCGUGUCUUUUACCUGUGAACAGGGAGCAAAAUAUGUGCUUUGGAUGUUGUCAUAAAUCCCCCCCCCCCCAAAAAAAAAUAAAAACAAGUUUGUAAAAUAUUUGGUAAAUGAUGCUUAGUUAUUUGGUGUAUUGGGACGAAUGGCAGAGAUGUCCAACACUACAUUACAGUUACAUAACUGGCCAAUUUAAAAUGACCAUAUAAUUAUAUAUAUAGUGAUUACAACCUACAUGUACAAUUACAUGUACCUUCUUUGUAUUGUUUGCCCAAUUUUGUUCAAAAUUUCAUCAAUGCACUUCUUUGUUUAUUCUGCUUCCCAUCAUAGCAACUUGAUAGUAUAGUUGGAUCUAUCUUUGAAGAUAAAGUUGAGUUCUGGUCAUGCGAUUGCAUUGUCGAAUCGUCUAAUUGAAUGCCAUGAAUUCAUCUUAACUAAAAAAAAAAUUGCUUGGAUUUUCAAUUAGUGACAUAUGUACCCAAUGAUGAAAAAACACUUCCUAAAUGUUUGUUCAUCGUAAUUUGAUAGCAUUGAUAAAAUGAAUUCACAGUAGUUAGUUUAGGACCACUAGCAAAAUUUGUUAACAAUUUAUGCUCUUGAAAGUUCCUGCUUUUUUAGAUUAUAAAACGAACAUCAUCUUGAAAAUACAUGCACUUCUGUCAUUCAUUACAUUUAAUUAGUGUCUGGUUCUUGACAUUUGCAAUACUGAAAUUCAUCAUGUGCCUUUGUUGUGCAAAGUUUAUUUUAUCAUGUAGCAAAUAUAUUUUAACUAGUAUAUAACUAAA